Phyllostomus discolor (pale spear-nosed bat) is the source of this 3202-nucleotide messenger RNA. RefSeq names its product alkylglycerol monooxygenase (gene AGMO). Gene Ontology annotation, cellular component: endoplasmic reticulum. Bases 142 to 1521 code for a protein of 459 amino acids. Gene Ontology annotation, biological process: lipid biosynthetic process. The transcript is spliced from 14 exons. Gene Ontology annotation, molecular function: oxidoreductase activity; iron ion binding. The record is from RefSeq and is a predicted model, not a curated record. Lineage: Eukaryota; Metazoa; Chordata; Mammalia; Chiroptera; Phyllostomidae.
GAUCCCAGUGUUUUUCUGUCUCUGCACAGACUCUGCUGUUGGCUGUGCUCUCUUUGGAGCUUUGUUUCUAGCCGUUCUCUGACAAAGGGCUUGUUCUGUGAAGCACAUCUCGUCCUCUUUGUCCAGCCUCUGGCUUCAACCAUGAAUCACAAAUACUCUCCAGCUGGGAAUCAGACCAGGGCUGAGAUGAAGAACCCAGAAGCCCAACAGGAUGUUUCAGUUUCCCAGGGAAUUCGCAUGAUGUUUUACAUGAUGAAGCCUAAUGAAACGUCAUUCCAAACUCUAGAAGAGGUGCCCGAUUAUGUAAAACAGGCAACUCCAUUUUUCAUUUCACUGAUGCUGCUUGAACUGGUUGUCAGCUGGAUUCGCAAAGGGAAGCCACCAGCCCGUUUGGAUGAUGCAUUAACAUCGAUAUCAGCUGGUGUUCUGUCUCGGCUUCCACGUUUGUUUUCCAGGAGCAUUGAAUUGACCAGUUACAUUUAUAUCUGGGAGAACUACAGGCUCAUCAGUUUACCUUGGGAUUCUCCAUGGACUUGGUAUUUAACCUUCUUAGGAGUUGACUUUGGCUACUAUUGGUUUCAUCGCAUGGCCCAUGAGGUUAAUAUUAUGUGGGCUGGACACCAAACACACCACAGUUCUGAGGACUAUAACUUAUCCACUGCACUGAGACAAUCUGUCCUCCAAAUAUAUACUUCCUGGGUAUUCUACCUCCCCCUGGCACUCUUCGUACCACCUUCAGUGUUCGCCAUUCAUCUUCAGUUCAACCUCCUCUUCCAGUUUUGGAUCCACACCGAGGUCAUUGAUAACCUUGGUCCUUUGGAACUUAUUCUUAAUACUCCUAGCCAUCAUAGGGUUCAUCACGGCAGAAACCCUUAUUGCAUAGACAAAAAUUAUGCCGGCGCCCUUAUUAUAUGGGAUAGAAUUUUUGGAACAUUUGAGGCAGAAAAUAAAAAAGUUGUAUAUGGUUUGACACAUCCCAUUAAUACAUUUGAUGCAUUCAAGGUGCAGUUCCACCAUUUAGUUUACAUAUGGACUACAUUCUGGGCCACACCUGGGUUCUUCAAUAAGUUUUCUGUCAUAUUUAAAGGACCAGGAUGGGGUCCUGGUAAACCACGACUUGGACUGAGUGAAGAAAUCCCAGAGGUCACAGGGAAAGAAAUUCCCUACUCAUCAUCGGCGUCUCAUUUACUAAAGAUAUAUGCGGUUCUGCAGUUUGCUCUGAUGCUAGCAUUUUACGAAGACACCUUUGCAGAUAAAGCUGCACUGUCACAGUUCACUCUCCUUCUGAGGGUUUGCUUCAUUAUCCUGACCUUGACCUCCAUUGGAUUUCUUCUUGAUCAAAGACCUAAGGCAGCUGCUGUGGAAGCUUCCCGCUGCUUGGUGUUCCUGGCGCUGUGUAGGUUUGGUCACCUGAAGCCUCUCAUCCCUUCCCUGUCGUUUGUUUUUGAGCUAUUUCCAACAGGAACCACUACUCUCCAACCAUGGCAGUGGUUGUCUAUGAACAAAGUCAAGUCUGAGUGACUGUUCAGCUAUGAUACUCUGGACGGAACUUAGUUACCAGUGAACAGAUUUUUUUUUCCAUCUGCAUUGCUUUCUGGGGAGUAAGAAGCAUGAAGCAACUUGCCGCUGGCCUUUCAAAAUAAUCUAAGUUUGUACACAAUUCUCUUGUUUUAAUCAGUUGCCUGUCACCAUAAUAUAUAACUAUUGGCUAUAAAAAUAAGUGUUUUAUAUAAUAACUAUAUGAACCGUUUAUUUACUGGAAGGUAAUGCACUUAUUAACUGUUGCUUGCUUUCUACAUUUAUUGUUUUCUCUUAAAGUCAGUUGCAGUUACUUUCUUGAUAGGGUUGAAAAGAAAUGAUUUCUUAGGUAAUGAUGUUAUAGCCACUGUUGUAUCUAAGCCAAUGAGAAUAAGAAAAGGAAGGGAGAAAACAAAAAUAGUAAAAAGAAUGAAUAUGUCAUUUGCAUUGAUUUGACAGCUUUUCCUUUGCUGUUUGCUAAAAUUGUUUGUGUUACAUGCUGUUGGGUGGGCUCCACCUUCUGGUGACCCUGAGAAUGAGUGAUGUCCACACUGUCCUGUCCUCCACAGCCCUGCUUAGCCCCUGUAGCUUCAGGCCUGUGGCUUCUUUUAAGCAGUCAAUCCACCUAAUAUUCAAGCUUCCUCUUUUCCUGCUGCCUUAUGUUUUUUCCCAGCACCACUGUCUUUUCCAAAGUAUUCUGCCUCUUCAUCAUUUACCCAAAGUAGAACAACUUCACUAUUCUCAUUUUUGCCUCCAAUGGUGUUUCAGACUUCAUUUGCUCUAGGACCCACUGGUUCCUGUUUCUAUUGGUCCAGGGCAUCUGUAGAGCUCCCCUCUGACACCAAGAUCCAAAUGAAUCAGUUCUUUUUUUCUAUCAGCCUUCUUCACUAUCCAACUGUUGCAUCCAUACAUGGUAAUCGGGGUUUUGAGGGAGGGAGUGACCUCAGCCUUGAUCUCUAAUGCCACAUCUUUCCUCUCGAUGAUCUUUCCCAAUUCGCCCACUGCUGCCCUUCCAUGUCUCUCUUGAUUCCUGGGCUGCAGUCUCCAUUUGAAUUGAUAACUGAACCAAGGUAAGAAAAAAUGUUUAACAAUUUCAGUGUCUUCCUUGUUGCACAUUUCUUCUGUAGUCAUGGAUUUUGUUUUCAUAAUGUUCACAGUCGUGUCUUAGCACUUUCUUUUUCACUUGCAUCAGCAGUCAUUUCAAAUCAUUGCAACUUUCUGUCAAUAAGAUGGUGUUUAUUGAUAUUUGUCCCACCAACUUUUAUGCCUCAUUCCUCUGAGUAUAGCCCAGUUUUACAUGUGAUGAUGCAAUCUGUGUACCAAUUAAACAAAUAGGGAAAUAAAAUACAUCCUUCUCUGACACAUUUGCUAUAGGAAACGGUUCUGCUAAAAUUGUGCUUAGGUGUAUAUUUGUCAUCAUAAAAAUGUUUAGAAGAGUUGUCUUCCUAGAAUUAUAUUUACCUUUAAAAACCACAUAACCUAAGGAUUUACAUUACAGAAAAGACAUCAAUGAAAUGAAAAUGAAUAGAAUUUGUCAGAAUUAAUUUACUCAACAGAUUAAUUUGUGAUACGUACGUCUAAUGUGUUUAGUUAUUUUGUUUUGGUAGAUUGAAGAGCAGGCAGUAAUUCUGUGUUAUGUUAAAUUAUCACAAUAAUGUUAAUAAAACUCUCUAAAUAAAAUUGC